UAUAUAAAUGUUGUCUUAAACUUAUUCAAAUUUUGAAGAAAAGUUGAGAUGAUGUCAAUGAAUCAUUUCAGUCACCAGCAUAGUUUGUAUUUAGUUAGUUGGAGUUGGGAUAUUUCACCACUGAUUUGCGGCCUGUGCAAUCACUUAAUCAAUUCAUGGGGAGAGAAGUAUUACGAGUGCAGGAGCUGCUACUAUUGGAUCCAUAAAGAAUGUGGUGAGUCGCCGGAGCACAUUAACAACUCCUUGCAUGAUCAACACCCUCUCACUCUUCAUAAGAAGAGAACAUCCUCAUCAUCAAAUGAAACCACUAUUUCUAUUUGCUGCUCUUACUGUGAGAAGCCCCUCGGAGAUGAAUAUGCUUACAGUUGCGAGGAGUGUGCUUUCUACAUGCAUAUCUCAUGUGGUUCAAUUCCAUUGCCCACCAUUACAUGUCACGGUCGUGAGGAUCAAGACAUUGUUCGGUUCUCUUGCCAUCAACGUCCAAUGAUGCUUGUUGAGUUUGGUGGUGGUAACGAUGUACAAGGUAAUAAUUGUUUUGUGUGUGAGUCAUCAUGGUCUAAUCCAGCCUAUUCUUGUACAAUACCUACGUGUAUGAAUUUUCUUCAUAAGUCGUGCGCAGAAUUGCCCCAAAAAAUUAACCAUCCUUUUCAUUCACACCAACCUCUUCAGCUUCAAAUAACUAGGCCUCAAACUUGUGAUGUUUGUUGCAAGAAAGAUUGUAGGCUCAAUUUUAGUUGUCCCAAAAUUGGAUGCAACUUUAAAUUGGGUAUUGAAUGUGCUUAUCUUCGAACAACUGUAAAAUGUCGUAGUCACGAUCACUUGCUUGCUUUGGUGAAGAAUGCUUCUUGUGAUAAUAUUCAAUGUGAUGCUUGUCUAAAGUCUUAUGAGGGAUUACAGAGUCCAGCUGUUGGUACUAAUUAUGAAGUUCAACAUACUCAAUCACUUCUAUUCUCUUGCAUGGAAUGUAAUUACAAGCUCCAUUUUAUAUGUGGUCCAUUGCCAUCUAUUAUUAAAUAUGACUACCACAUUCACUAUUUGGCUCUCGUUGAUUCACUAAUCGAGGAUGAAUCUGACGAAUAUUAUUGCGAUGUUUGCGAAAAGGAAAGGAAUCUACAAUUUCGUAUAUAUAGGUGCAAUGACUGCAAAUAUACCGCACAUGUACAUUGCAUGAUUAGUCAGAUUAUGCAGGGAAUAAAAGGAGAGACAAACACUAACAAUCAUGUGGAGUUGUGGGCCUUAGGCGAAUUUCGAUGGGACUGGAGCAUCGAAAUGGAUAAAGCAGAAGACCACCAACAUCAGACCCUUGGGGACGUAAUGAACACCCUAACCCAAGAGGAAAAAAAAAGAUUAACUCAUCCAGUUGAUCUUUUCUUCAAAUUCGGCUACGAUCAUUACAGAGAUUUAAAUUCUCAAUUUGAUCAGUUAGGAUCUCUUGAAAACUUCAACAAAUUUAAAGAAUUCUUUCAAUCUGACUAUGAUGAUUUUUGGAAUGAAGUGCAUUAUUACACAAGUGAAGAAGGUUUUAAAGUAGAAGGCAAGUAUUUAAGGCAAGAGGUUGUGGAAGUGGCAGGUAAAUACAUGGUCCCCAAGACACUGGCCCCUAUUUUGAAAACAUUCAUUCACAAGUAUGGAGAUCUUGAUGGCCAAUCUAGUUUGUCAAGUGGAAUGAGGAGUGUCAUCUCAACCUUAUUAUCAAUAGUGAUUGACAAAAUGUGCAGAACUAAGGUUGAAGAUGUCACAAUGGAUGAUCUUCAUGAAUGGCAUUUCUAUAUACUUGGCAUUGAAUAUAUCUCAGGCUUCAAUCUAAAUCAAAUUCGAAGUGUUUUAUCCAAAGAGUUCACGAGUGCAUAUUUGGGUUAUACAGCCAUUAGGUGUGAACAAGAAGUCCAUGCAAAGAUAAAUAUGAAGAUUGCAACCUUGGAAGUCCAAUUGGAAAAAUGCAGGAAGAUGCGUGAAGAACUCCCAACAAUCCUUUCUCACAAGUCAUCCACUACAUUAGAGCGCUUAAACAAAGCUUCUAAAUGGAAGAACAAGACUCUGGGGGAGAUCUUGAUGGUGAAUAUAGUAUGACCAGUGAAAUGAGGAGUGUACGACAAAAUGUGUAGAACUAAGGUUAAAGAUAUCUUAAUGGAUGAUCAUAAAGAAUGGCAUUUCUACCUACAUGGCAUUGAAAAUAUCUCAGAUCUGUAUCGAAUUGUGCGUUUUAUAGGAGUUCACAGAUGCCUAUUAUAACCCAUUAAAUGUGAAAAAGAAAUCCCUGAAAAGCUAGAUAUCAAGAUUGCCAACAAUCAAGUCUCACAAGUCAUGUCUUACAAUACUUUGUUCUUUUUUAUUUGUUUCUCUGUAUGUUGUAUUUAUCAGAAUAUAUUAUUGUUGAUUAAAUUCCCUUGUGAGCUGCACAAUCAAGAAUAAGUUACA
This is a messenger RNA of Humulus lupulus (European hop), 2418 nucleotides long. RefSeq lists its product as uncharacterized. The record is from RefSeq and is a predicted model, not a curated record. The coding region runs from base 49 to 2070 and encodes 673 amino acids. Lineage: Eukaryota; Viridiplantae; Streptophyta; Magnoliopsida; Rosales; Cannabaceae. The transcript is spliced from 2 exons.